CUCACCGUCUCGUCGUGGAGGCAUCUCCCUCUCCGCGCGGCGGUGCUGGUGUGCGUGCGUGAGCUUGAUCGGGGGGAGGAAUAGGAUGAGGGGGGCGGUGGCGGUGAAGGCGGGGAGCAGGCCGCCGUGGGUGGGGCUGGGGGCGGCGGUGUGGGUGCAGGUGGCCGGCGGAGCCAGCUCCACCUUCGCGCUCUACUCCCACGCGCUCAAGGUCGCGCUCGGCGCCGACCAGCGCCGCCUCGCGCUGCUGGGCGUCGCCUGCGACGUCGGGGAGAACCUCGGGCUGCUCCCCGGGGUGCUCUGCAACCGCCUCCACCCCGCGCUGCUGCUGCUCGUCGGCGCCGCCGCCUGCCUCCUCGGCUACGGAUCCACCUGGCUCGCCGUCUCUGCCUCCGGCCCUGCGCUGCCGUACUGGCUGAUAUGGUUUGCCUUGUGCCUUGCUGCAAACAGUGGUGCAUGGUUGGGGACUGCUGUUUUGGUAACCAACAUGAGGAACUUUCCACUCAGUAGAGGUGCUGUUGCUGGCAUCCUUAAAGGGUACGCCGGUUUGAGUGCUGCUGUGUACACUGUGAUAUACACUGGAGUACUCCAUGAUUCAGCGGCGAACUUUCUGCUUUUUCUCACCCUGGGAGUUCCCGUUGUAUGCCUCGUGACAAUGUACUUCGUGCGGCCUUGUGAACCCUCACUUGUGGAGAACUCUUCGGAGAAAGUCCAUUUUCUGUUCACACAACUCUCCAGUGUUCUUCUAGGGGCUUAUCUUGUUGCAGCUACGAUAUUGGAUCAUUUCGUAACUCUUACUGAUGCUCUGAACUAUGUUCUGCUUGUCAUUAUGGUCCUUAUCCUAUUUGUUCCACUUACAGUACCCUUGAAAAUGACAUUGUUUCCAAGUAACCGAAGAAAAGGGCAAUCCGAUUCAUCAGAUUGCUCUUCCUCUGCUGAUCAUGGGCAUACAGAACCAUUACUUCCUUCGUCAUCAGCAUCAAACCUUAGUAAUAUAGAAGAUGAUGAUUCCAUGGAUAUUGACAUUCUCUUAGCUGAGGGUGAAGGGGCUAUAAAGCAGAAGAGAAGAAGACCAAAAAGGGGAGAGGACUUCAGAUUUCGUGAAGCACUGCUGAAGGCUGAUUUCUGGCUUUUAUUUGCAGUAUAUUUUAUUGGGGUCGGUUCUGGAGUCACUGUUCUUAAUAAUCUAGCACAAGUUGGAAUUGCAGCAGGUGUUGUUGAUACAACCAUAUCACUUUCCCUCUUCAGUUUCGGCAAUUUUUUUGGCCGUUUAGGAGGCGGUGCUGUUUCUGAGUAUCUUGUCAGGUCAAGGACCCUUCCACGGACAACAUUGAUUACAUGCACCCAAGUCAUGAUGAUAAUUAUAUACCUUCUCUUUGCAUUGGGUCACCAUGCCACACUUCAUGUCUCUGUUGCUUUACUUGGCAUUUGUUACGGUGCCCAAUUCUCGGUGAUGGUGUCAACUUCAUCGGAGCUGUUUGGAUUGAAGCACUUCGGAAAGAUUUUCAAUUUCAUCUCAUUGGGGAAUCCUCUUGGCGCGCUCUUGUUUAACAGUCUCGCAGGGUACGUUUAUGACAAGGAAGUGGAAAGACAGCACGCCACAACAAUGGACACUGACAUUGCAUGCCAUGGCCCUAACUGUUUCAGACUUACAUUUUGCGUUCUAGCUGGCGUGGCUAGCUUGGGCACAUUGCUGAGCAUAGUUUUGACAGUGAGAAUCCGACCAGUAUAUCAGAUGCUCUAUGCUGGUGGAUCCUUCAGCCAGCCGAGGAGCUCUGCUCACUGAGAAAGGCAUUCAAGAAUUUGCAUUAAUGUAGUAUAUGAGAUAGAGAGCUUGCUUGAUGGUAUUCUUGGAUCUACUAUAUUCAGUUAUGAGUAUUGGUGAUCUACACUGUUAUUUGAGCUAUGAGGUUCAGGAAUGAGAGAUUUUUGUCGAGUUUCUAGUGCUAGAUUCUGGUGCUGCUGGUUCUAGGCUAAUGCGCUGAAGCAACAAACCGAGAAUGUAAUAACAGAAUUUGCUCCUUUUGUAUCAUAGCAAUUUAUAAUAUACUAAAAUCUCACAAUAGGUGUGAUAUUUGGGUGUUA
Molecule: messenger RNA, 2085 nt
Organism: Oryza brachyantha (malo sina)
Lineage: Eukaryota; Viridiplantae; Streptophyta; Magnoliopsida; Poales; Poaceae
Product: protein NUCLEAR FUSION DEFECTIVE 4
Exons: 3
Coding region: 86-1786 (566 amino acids)
Biological process (GO): transmembrane transport
Cellular component (GO): membrane
Molecular function (GO): transmembrane transporter activity
Source: RefSeq, a predicted model, not a curated record